AUGGCGAGGGCCGCACAGUUCCUCCCGUUGCUGCCGAUAGCAGGCACCGUGGCCGGAGUAUCACAGCUACCGGCAAUCGUUGUUUUCGCUCUAAACCUGGGUGCUCUCGCUGUUCUGAUGAACUGGAUUCUAAGAUGUAUUCAUGUGGUUUCUGUCCAUUCUGGAAGACUCACCCAUGAACUACUCAAAGGAACACUGGGGAAUGGCGUUGAGCUGAUGAUCGGAGUCAGUUCUAUCAUCCAAGGUGUGCCCUCAAUUUCCAGGUCCAUCAUUCUGGGCAGUAUCCUUUGCAACCUGUUGCUAGUCCUUGGCAGUGCAUUGUUCUUCGCGGGUUAUGACAAGAAUCGGUUACGAUUCGACCGCACUCUGACAACCACCCUGUCUUCACUGAUGAUGGUAGUGUUCAUUAUGCUAGCCAUCCCGACGGCCAUGGAAGCUCUGUCAUCUCGCAAGGAUGUCACAGACGAAGACACGAUGAUGACACUGCACAUCACCGCCAUUACCCUGAUCGCUCUUCUGUGCACAUUUCUGUUCUUCAGACUGCGGACUCACGCAGAUAUGUUUGCCGGAACUCCAUUUCAUGACGGUUCAGAGCGUCGAACAUCUCACGGUACCUUGAGCCCGCAAGCGCUACCCCCGCUCACCGGGCGCUCCCGUACGGCAUUCAUUCUGCUGGCUGCAUCUUCGGGCACGCUUACUUGUGCUUUUCUACUUGUUCGCAGUAUUAGUGGAGCUGCGAAGACACUGGGAACAAAUUCGUCUUUCCCGGUCCUUACUCUGGUGCCACUAAUCGGGAACAUUUCGAAAUAUCGCGCGACCGUCGAGGGGUCCCGCUACAACGACCAGAUUGAACGUGGGAUCCGCGCUGUGAUCAACACCAUUUUGCGACUCACGAUGCUGGUCGCACCCGUUUUGGUCCUGUUUGGUUGGAUCUUUAGCCAACCGCUCGUGCUGAAGUUCGAUGAAUUCGAGACUACCACUCUGCUGUUGAGUAUUGUUGUGAUGACUUACCUUAUUGCGGAUGGGCGAAGCAACUACUUUGAAGGAUUGAUGUUGAUUGGAACGUACUUGAUCAUGUCAUUCUCUUUCUACGUACGCCCGGAGACAUCGUCGAAGGUCGAUUGGGUCGGGCCAUAA
Penicillium argentinense is the source of this 1137-nucleotide messenger RNA. RefSeq lists its product as uncharacterized. Gene Ontology annotation, biological process: intracellular calcium ion homeostasis; calcium ion transmembrane transport. Gene Ontology annotation, molecular function: calcium:proton antiporter activity. Bases 1 to 1137 code for a protein of 378 amino acids. The transcript is spliced from 3 exons. NCBI's taxonomy places the organism in Eukaryota, Fungi, Ascomycota, Eurotiomycetes, Eurotiales, Aspergillaceae. The record is from RefSeq and is a predicted model, not a curated record. Gene Ontology annotation, cellular component: fungal-type vacuole membrane.